AUGAUGGGCUUUAAUGUGGGACAGAGGGGUCCAUCCUUCCUGGAUUUACAGCUAAUUACCAAUACAGAUAUUGAGAAAGCUUCGACAUAUUUUACAGCUGGCUCAGUAGGCUAUCUUUUUGGAUCUUCAAUCUGCGGCUUACUAUAUGAUAAAUUCAACAACAAUCUUCUACUCUUUUUGUCUACUUUUGGAUUAGCUGUUUCAGUUUCUGUUUUGCCUCUCUGUUCACCAUAUGUUUUGAUGCUUGUGAUGUCCUGGGCAAACUCUUUCUUUAUGGGUUGGUAUGAUACUGUGGCAAAUGCAGAUUUGGUAUCGAUCUGGGGUUCUGAAGGACAGUCUUACAUGCAGAUACUUCAUUUUUCAUUUGCAUUUGGAGGCAUGCUUUCGCCUCUAAUAACAGAGCCGUUUUUAGCCAGUUCGGUAGAAGACACAUUUGCUGCUUUCAUUAUGACAUUUGUAGUUAUGCAACUGAACUGGAGCAAAGCACAGGGCAGUCAGAUAACGUCUGUUGUUUGGGCGGCUUUUGCAAUUAUGCGAUUUGUAGGAAUCUUUCUCAUACGUUACACAACCCCCGUGAAAUUACUCUUUAUUUUUAUUGUGAUGUCGAUGCUGUCAUUAACAGGGUUUUUGGUAUGUUCACACUUUGCCUUUAGUAUCGGAGUUUGGGUUUUUGCAGCUUUGGUUGGAAUAUCCGUGUCGACCAUAUUUCCGACAGGUGUUACAUGGACAAACCAAGCUCUUAUUAAAGUGACUGGAAAAGUGACGUCCUCUAUCAUCAUAGCUUGUUCAAUCGGCUCAAUGAUUAACCCAGUUAUUAUUGGCUAUCUGAUGCAAGAACUAAGUCCCAUGUGGCUUUGUUAUCUAUUAUUAGUCCAGAACAUAAUUUACGUCGUAUUUUUUCUAAUCUUAUUAUAUUUUGCGUAUGUGAUUCUGAUUAAAGUCAGGUGUAUGAAAGGUACUGGAAACAUAGACCAAAAUUCAGACGAUUCUCGGGACAAAAACCAGUGUUAUGUUGGAAUAGUGACGUGGAUGUAA
This is a messenger RNA of Patella vulgata (common limpet), 1035 nucleotides long. Its product is annotated as sodium-dependent glucose transporter 1-like. The coding region runs from base 1 to 1035 and encodes 344 amino acids. NCBI's taxonomy places the organism in Eukaryota, Metazoa, Mollusca, Gastropoda, Patellidae. The transcript is spliced from 4 exons. The record is from RefSeq and is a predicted model, not a curated record.